Messenger RNA from Salvelinus sp. IW2-2015, 4798 nucleotides. RefSeq names its product kazrin-like. The record is from RefSeq and is a predicted model, not a curated record. NCBI's taxonomy places the organism in Eukaryota, Metazoa, Chordata, Actinopteri, Salmoniformes, Salmonidae. Gene Ontology annotation, molecular function: protein binding.
CCAUGCCCAGAGUACAAGGCUCCUGCCUACUGCCAACUCGCAGGUAGGAAGAGAGAGAGGGAGGGGCGACUUUCACCUGCUGGAGAAUCCAGCCUGUGUCUGCUCUGCUCUCUGCCUUCAGCUACAGAACCUGCUGUCAACCUUGCACAGACAGAGCAAGAUCACAGCACUACUGGAACAGCUGCACUCAGGGCUCUCUCUGCUGCUUCCUCCAACACUCCGGCACUCUCUCACUCUUAACACACACUCACAGGCACGCACACACUCAGGCACGUCCAGAACUCUACCACGCAAGCGCUCACACACACACACUCACACAGGCAGGCACACCCCCUCUCUAUCUGUGCAGUGAGAAGCUCUGCCCGUGUCGGUGUGAGCGGUGGACUGUUUCUCUCUCUGGCGGCAGCAGUACUGGCAGCAGGACUGGUCCAGUGGAGGGCAGUCAACUCGCUCUCUCCAGACUCCAGGACAGCUCACGCUCUGGACUUUGGAACAACAAGCCUCUCUCUUUCUUUCUUUCUUUUUCUUUCUCUCCUCUUUUUGCUUCUUUUUCUCUCCCCUCUCUCUCCGCCUCGACGUGACGCAGUGUUUCUGACCUUCAUCCCCCUCGUGUGCACAGCGUUGGCCAGUGGGACAGCCAUGGAGGACACCCUCACCUGCAGCCCUGCCACCUUCUCCCAGGUGUUUGGACGUCAGGGACAGCUCAUGCAGGCUACGGUCCAGUCUCUGAACAGUCUGAAUGACCAGAUAGUCCACUUCAUGGUGACCAGGCCCGGUACUCUGUCCCGGGAGGACGAGGCCUUCAUGCCUGGAGAGAGAGACACCUUGAAGAAGUCCAUGGCCCUGAUGAGGCACCUGCUCAUGGACGCACAGGGGAAAAUCCUUAAAAUGAUGGAAGACAAUAAGCAGCUGGCUCAGAGGAUCGAUGGGGCCAUCCAGUCUGCCAGUCAGGAGGUGACCAACCUGCGCUCAGAGCUGUCGGCCACCAGCCGUAGACUGGCAGAGCUGGGGGCCAGCAGCCCCCCCUCGCCCCUGGAGAACAACCACCAGCAUCACCAGCACAACCACCAUGACCAUGACAGCCUCCGCUACCAGGAUCACAGGCAGAAGUCAGUGGUGAGCGAGAUCUGUUACCAGACAGAGAUCUCCAGCCUCAUGGACUUUGGCACCCCAGACUCCUCGCUCGACAAAGUGUUGCUGCGUGAGGAGGUGGCCCAGCUGCAGGAGGAGGUGCACCUGUUGAGGCAGAUGAAGGACAUGUUGAGUAAGGACCUGGAGGAGACCCAGGGCCAGGGCUGCUCCUCCCACCUCCUUUCAGCCACUGAGCUCCGUGUGCAGCUGGGAGACAAGGAGCAGGAGCUGGACCGCGCCAAGGAGGCCUUACAAGCUAUGAAGUCUGACCGUAAGCGUCUGAAGGUGGAGAAGGCCGACUUGGUGAACCAGAUGCAGCAGCUGUACACCACACUGGAGAGCCGGGAGGAGCAGCUCCGAGACUUCAUACGCAACUACGACCAGCACCGUAAAGAGAGUGAGGAUGCUGUGAAGGCCCUGGCUAAGGAGAAGGACCUGCUGGAGAGGGAGAAAUGGGAUCUGAGGAGGCAGACCAAAGAAGCUACAGAGCAGGCCUGCAUCCUGCGUUCUCACAUGGACAUGAAGGAGAACCGCAUCAAAGAGCUCGAGGCUGAGCUCACAAUGGCGAAACAGUCCCUGGCCACGUUGACUAAGGAUGUGCCGAAGCGCCACUCCCUGGCCAUGCCCUCAGAGCCGGUGGUGAACGGCAGUCAGGAGUGGGCGAUGCAGGGAGACCUGCCCCUCACCGCUGCCAUCCGCCAGAGCCAACAGACCCUCUACCAUGGACACACUGUGGACCGCCAGGCGGUGGUCAGGGUCAGUCCCUGUCACUCCCGCCAGCCCUCCAUCAUCUCGGACGCGUCGGCGGCUGAUGGGGAUCGGUCGUCCACCCCAAGCGACAUCAACUCCCCCCGCCACCGGACCCACUCCCUCUGCAAUUCUAUGGAGGACCUGGAGGACCAGAAGCGUAAGACAAAGAAGAAGGAGAAGAUGAGUCUGGGCUCCCUGUCCCGGGUGUUUGCUCGGGGAAAGCAGCGCAAGUCAAUGGACCCGGGCCUGUUUGAUGACUCUGACAGCCUCUCCAGCCUAUCAACACAACAACCCAGCCUAUCAGACGGAGAGGAGCAGCUGGACCGCCUCCAGCAGAUGGAGCUCACUCGGAACAUGCCCAUGUCACUGUGGAAGGCAGGGGCGGUACAAGCCUGGCUGGAGGUUGUCAUGGCAAUGUCCAUGUACCUUCGUGCUUGCUCGGAAAACGUCAAAAGUGGGAAGGUGCUGCUGGGGCUGACAGACGAGGACCUGGAGCUGGGACUGGGCAUCAGUAACCCCAUGCACCGCAGGAAGCUACGCCUCGCCAUCGAGGACUACAGGGAGGCAGAGGCUGGCCAGGGGCUAUCAAAGGCUGCUGAAAUGGACCAUCAUUGGGUUGCCAAAUCUUGGUUGAGUGACGUCGGGUUGCCCCAGUAUUCCCAAGCCUUCCAAAAUCAACUGGUGGACGGCCGGGUGCUCAACUCCCUCAGCCGACGAGACCUGGAGAGACUCCUGAACAUCACCACCCAGUCCCACCAAACCAGCCUGCUCCUGGCCAUCCAGCUCCUGCAAUUGCUCAACUUCGACAAAGAGGUCCUGGAGGCUCGCCGAGCCCAGAGUGAGCACAAGGACCAGGACCCAGUGGUUUGGACUUGCCACAGAGUUAUAAAGUGGAUCAGAGACAUAGACCUAAAAGAGUAUGCUGACAGUCUUCAUGGCAGGGGAGUCCAUGGUGCUGUGUUGGCUCUGGACCCCUCAUUUGAUGCAGAUUCCAUGGCCAAGGCCCUGGGAAUCCCCAGCCACAAACAUAUGCUUUAUCGGCACAUGUAUGAGGAGAUGAAGGCUCUCUCCAUCCCUGCCAGGCAAACUAGUGUGGAGCAGGAUUGUGAAGUGCCGGGAAUGGGAGACCCACCACAAUCCCCUUCUGCUGUUAGCCGCUAUAACGAGGAGAUAGUGUCUAUGAGACGAAGGUCAGGCAAGAGUCCUCUUCGGUUUAACCCAAAGAUCGCCAUUGGACGGGGCCUUGGUUACCAUGGCAGCUGUGGAUCUCUGCCCAGAGAGGCACGGGUGCAGGCUGUGCCCAGGACAAAGGGAAGUCCCAUGCACACCUACAAGAGUGUUGAGAUCACCAAUGUCUGAACUGUGCCCUGUGGGGGGGAUACAGGUGGUUGACUCCAGGUGAAAAGCAUUCAAUAUCAACAGAAUUGCUCUUUUUUGACAAUCCAAAUCUUCCUUUUUGGAAUUUACCAUUUUAUUUUCAAUUUCAGAAACAUUUUACUUAUUGUUCCACAGUAAAUGUCAAUAUAUCAGUGGACUUAAUGCCUUAUGUUUGAAUAGGACAUUAUGGUAAUAAUGUGUUGCUGCAUAUCAAAAGUCCAUGGAGGGUGAAAGUGGUCUGUUCCUGUUGCCAUGCCAGGAGGAUGAUCAUUCACUUUGGUCAGGAUCUCUGGAGGGAAGAAGUACGCCUGAUGUCCCGGUCCUUUGACGACCAUGCCCUGUUUCAUGUAUCUCACUGCCUGGCCUGGCCGGCCUCCUCCCUGUGCAGGAAAGUGAUUUUGGCCCGGCCUGCCUGGGUUUCCUGGCUCAAAUCAGUUGCAGAUGUCCACUACUUGGAACUUGGAACCCAUAUCUUCGGAACCCGCCAUUCCCUGGGUUCCAUGUACGUUUAUAAUUACAUUCCAUAUUGUGAGAGAUAACUGGCCUUGAGUUAAGACAACAGCCAUCAGGAGAAUAAGGUGGGGGGGGAGUCUGGAAAAUUCCAAAUGCUAUAGCAGAGCUUGCAAUUUGUUCAAAUAGCUCAAAUAUGGCCAAGAGGCACAGACUACAGUUUGUUGUGUUUGUCAGAAAUAUAAUACAAUUCCAUGUAAACAUGCUGGAAAAAUUCCUAGAAACUACAGAGGCCACACAGCUUUUCAUAUUGUUGAAUUAAACUAUUUUGUUUGUUAUUUGCAAAGGAGUCUUUAAUUUCAUUGUAAAUAUGGGAAAAUAUUACAUUCUAAUAUUCAAUUCAAUAUAAGGUCAAGAUUUUGCUGUCUCUCAGUGAUUACAAUAUUGUAAAUAUUUGUACAGUUUGCAUUACGGAUAAUGAAGGUCUAAUGCUAUGGUGUAGAAUGUUUACGUAGGCCAGGAUGUCAAGGGAAAUCUUAUUUGUUUUACCAUCAUUAACUCAGAGUGCACGAGUAUACAGUACAACAGUAGAGCAGUGUAUUUCACCAGAGCAUUCCACAACCAUAUCACACAUUCAAACAGCUGGAGGGGGCAUAGAACCAGAAGAAAACAGGUAUAUCAGCUAUGGCGAUCUCCUACAAAAACCAACCCCAGCACCGUGGUGAACAUAGUCAGUCAGAUAGACAUACAAAGUGGGAACAUUAGGCUUGUUCAAACUAGUCAAAUGUGGUUUGAAUAUCAAAGGCUUAUGCGUUACAGAAAACACACACUAAAUUGUGUGUGUUCUGGCGUAAAACAAUCUACUUUCACUCAAGCAUAUCACAUACAUAUAGUCAGACUACUAACAACAGAAAAGAGGGGCAAUUUCCAUGAAAUGAGAAAGAGGUCAGAGUUUAUAUUGUACGUUUUCAAAUAGGUGUUUAUGAAGUAAUUAUGUACUGUACAUGUGCCACUGCUGAAAAAAUAUGUUUGAAACUGCUGUACAUGAACUACAAUACAUUACUUGUGUUUUGUGUAGGCCUACUCAAUA